Cylas formicarius (sweet potato weevil) is the source of this 1104-nucleotide messenger RNA. RefSeq lists its product as uncharacterized. The record is from RefSeq and is a predicted model, not a curated record. The transcript has 3 exons. NCBI's taxonomy places the organism in Eukaryota, Metazoa, Arthropoda, Insecta, Coleoptera, Brentidae. Gene Ontology annotation, molecular function: nucleic acid binding. The coding region runs from base 1 to 1104 and encodes 367 amino acids.
AUGGGGGGGAAGAGUUAUCCGCCGCACUGGGAUCGUAAUCACAUUAACAAUUUUGAGACAGUUUUUCAUUUCGCAUUAAUUAGAAGUUUAUCACGGUUAUUAUCGAAACAAAGCGGAGAUUCGACUCAUAGCAGAUUUUAUUGCUAUCGGUGCUUAAAUCAUUUUUAUUCACAACAAACUUUAAAUAAACACAUAUUUAGUUGCAGAAAAUUAAAUAAAACCAAAAUUACGCUCCCGACUGAACAAGAGAAACACGUAACAUUUUCGCAUUUUAAAAAUAAAGAAAAAGUACCGUUUGUUAUUUACGCGGAUAUCGAGUGUAUUUUACAAAAAUACGAAGAUUCCGCUGCGACGGGAAACAUUAAAAAAUAUCAAAAACAUAUUCCUUGUAGUAUUUCUUAUUAUCUGUUGUGCAGUUACGAUAAUAAUCUUUCCAAAUUUAACUUGUAUACGGGUAAAGAUUGUAUGAGCUGGUUUUGUCGACAAUUACAAGAACUGGCCCUACAAUUAAAUCCUAUAUUUAACAAUGCUGUUUCAAUGACACCUUUGACUGAACAUGAAAAAGAAUCAUUUUAUACAUCAACCACAUGUCACAUUUGUUCAAAACCAUUUACCGAAAAUGAUUUAAGAGUAAAAGAUCAUUGUCAUUUCACGGGAAAAUAUCGAGGAGUUGCUCAUUCUUCUUGCAAUCUUAAUUACAAGGACGAUCAUAUGAUACCCGUGGUAUUUCAUAACUUAGGAUACGAUCUACACUUUUUUAUUAAAAACUUGGCAACUGAAAUUCCCGGUUCGGUAAUAUUACUACCUCGUAACAAAGAAAAAUAUAUAUCGUUUACAAAAUAUAUCGAAAACACGAGCGUUAAUUUUCGAUUUUUAGAUUCGUUCAGAUUUAUGGCUAGUAGUUUGGAUAAGUUAAGUUCUUAUUUAGACCCUAGCGAAAAAAACAUUACUAGAAGCUUUUGCGAAAAUCUCGAAGAAUUUCAGUUGUUACAGAAAAAGGGAGUCUUUCCGUAUGAAUAUCUAGAUGAUUGGGAAAAAUUGAACGACGUCGAAUUGCCCCCGAUUGAAAAUUUCUAUAGUAACAUUCUAACGUCGAGUCACUGA